AAAACAAAGUCAGUCUGUGUUUUGCAACACUGUGAAGUACAAGUCAUGUCGUCCUAUAGUCUAUCAAGAACUCUCAGGACACAUUCACAGUGAAAACUGGAAAUUCGUGUCAGUUUCAUAAUCAAGUUUUCAUUGAGAAUGGAGUUUUGUUCACGUGUGCAUCUUUUUUGAGCUUUGAAACACAAUGGACUACAUGGACGAAAUGGAUGAAGAUCAGCUCAUUGACUUUGUUAUCCAAAUGAGCCUCCAAGAUGCUCACGGUCUCUCCGUUUUGAACAAACCGCUAAGCACUUUAGAAACAGCCACUGAUGAAAACCUCAAGAUUUUAUCUGCUAUAGAUCAAGGUGAUGUGUUUGCACUGAAGCAGCUGCACAAAUACAGUGAUGCCUAUAAGGAAGAAGACAGCAAAGGUUGGCUACCGAUGCACAGAGCCUCAGUCCAGCCGGAUGUCCAAGUGCUGGACAGCGUCCUCCUGGCGUCCUAUGAGCUGAGCAUGGAGGGGAUGACGGCUGACGGAGACACUGCUUUGACUCUGGCUUGUCAAGCAGGACAUGUGGAGAACGUGAAGGUUCUUCUCCAACACGGAGCAUCUCCACACAACAUGAACAGCAGGAACGAGACUCCACUUCUGCUGGCUGUGAGGGCAAACUCAUAUGAGAUGGUUGAUGCACUGAUAAUGGCAGGCGCCUCCGUGCAGCAGGUUUGUAUGAAGAAAUGGACGGUCACCCAUGAGGCUGCUAAAGUGGGUUGCGUGGACAUCCUGAUGCUGCUGCUGAGACACGGGGGGAAGGCCACGGGACGGGACGGUCAUGGGGUCACACCACUGGGCAUCGCAGCAGAGUACGGCCAUCCAGAAAUACUGGCAAUCCUUAUUGAACAUGGGGGCGAUGUCACAGCACAAGCUUCAAAUGGAGACAGUGUGUUAUAUGACGCCGCAGGUUGUGGGAACCUGGACUGCAUUGAUUUACUCUUACAACAUGGUGCCAGUCCUAAUGUAGCCAGUCUUUGCUGUCAGCUGCCGAUUCACCGCGCUGCCUACGAGGGGCACUACCUGGCUCUGAAGCGAUUCAUUCCCAUCACCACUAAGAGGGCCGUCCGUCUGUCUGGGAUGAGUCCGGUUCAUUCUGCGGCAGACGGAGGCCAGGCUGAUUGUCUCGAGCUGCUCAUUGAGAAAGGCUUUGACGUCAAUGCAAUCCUAGGCUGCCAUAUAUCUGAAAACUACGGUGACAUGAGGAAGACCCCGCUGUACUUUGCUGUCUGCAAUGGAGACGUCACAUGCGCCGAGAUGCUUUUGAAAGCAGGUGCGAUGCCCGACCUGGACCCGCUGCGCUGCCUCCUGGUGGCGGUCAGAGCUGGGAAAUACGAGCUGGCACGGCUGCUUCUUGCCUAUGGAGCAGAUGUCAACUGUGUCUUCUCCGUCGUCAGCGACACAUUAUUUCCUACGGCACUGCAGUACUGCAUCAAAGAUGAAAUGAUGCUGCGCCUGCUCCUUAACAACGGUUACCAUGCAGAAAGCUGCUUUGAAUGUUACCACGACAACUGUGUAACAGCACACACUUGGGCAGAGGCUCCUAGCCAGUCAUACCAAGUCAAGACUGCAGGGAAUAAAGUAACCUUUUGCGAGUUUAUAAGCGUGACAUGGAUGGCACACUUGGCGGGGAGGACUGUGCUGACACUCCUGGAUUACGUGAAUCAUGUGCACAUCUGCUCUAAACUGCAACUUAUUCUGGAGAGACAGGAGGAGUGGCCCGAUAUCUGUGACAUCCUUAGGAAGCCACGCUCUCUGAAACACCAGGCCAGGUUGGUUAUCAGGAGUCGUAUGACACUGAGAAAACUGAAUGACCCAGAGUUCAUGAGCACCUUUCCUUUCCCCCCGGCACUGAAGAACUUUCUGCUCUACAAAGAAUAUGAUGUUUAUGGUCGAAUGGAUGAACAGUAGAUAUAUGUCUCUACAGUGCCAUGCUAAAGUUUGGGAAUCCCUUGUGGAAUCUGUCAGAGAUUCAUGAAAGAAAUGCAUGAGACAGCUGGGGGGUGAAAACUUUUGAACAGGAUUAAGAUUUCCAAAUGUUUCUUUUUUGGUUGAAAUAUCAUUUUUCCCAUUUAGAACUGCCCUUUGGAAGCAAGAGAAGAUACUUGCAUGUUUCCCGGAAGACAAAUAUAUAUAUAUAUUUUUUUUAUUUUUUUUAAGUAAAACCAAUUGUGCAUCAUGUUUCCUUCUGGAGUUAGUGAAUUUAUGCAGCUAUUGAUUAUUUUUGAAUAUUUAACUGAUUAAUCUACCAAUUAAUGGAGGAUUUGGAUAAAAAGUAGUUUUCUUUAUUAAAGAGCAAUACUUAAUAUGCAAGAGAAAAUGAGAUGGGUCUCUUAAAGGGAUAAUUGUUUAUCCGCUCACCCCCAGGGCAUCCAAGAUGUAGGUGACUUCAGUAGAACACAAACCAAGAUUUGUAACUCAAACUGUUGCAGUCAAUCAGUCUCAUAAUGUAAGUGGAUGGCAAUCACAGCUAAAACAUACAAAAACUAAAACGAAGGCAUAAAUCAGUAAAAGGCAUAAAACAGUCGUGGAUCACCCAGGUAAGCACAUACAGUAUUAAGAAACAAGGGUUCCCAAACUUUUGAAGAGGGUUAUUUCAAUAAUUUUUUCUCUCUCUCUCAAGUCUCAAUUUAUUUAAAAGGCACAAUUAAAAACAACUACAGUUGACCAAUACGAUGUACAUGUUGUAAAAAACAUGUAUACAAACCAAGCAAACAUCAGACCACAAACAACAUCACAAGUCAUAGGCUGCCGUGAAGAAAUAUGUUUUUAAAUUUGAUUUAAAAAUAUGUAAUGUUGGUGCAGUUCUACUAUGGAUCGGUAACGUGUUCCAAAGUUUAAAUUAAAAAUUAAAUUAAAUUAAAUGUAUGCAUUUAGCAGACGCUUUUAUCCAAAGCGACUUACGCAGUGCAUUCAGGCUAUCAAUUUUUACAUAUCAUGUGUUCCCGGGGAAUCGAACCCCCAACCUUGUUGCUUGAUAAGCAGUGCUCUACCAAUUGAGCUAAAGGGGCACAAAAAACAUGUAGUUUAGGUGCGGCUAUGCUAAAUGCUCCACCACCCCUAGAUUUUAAUUUAACAGUUAACAAACUCUGGUUGGCAGAGAUUUUGUCUUGUGGACUAAAAGCAUCUUUUAUAUAAACUAUCUUACUCAGGACAGUACUAAAUUAAAAAAGAACAUGCAUUUUGUAGGAUCUCUUCUUAGUUUAUUAAAAUUAUUCACAUUUUCACAGAUUCUACAAGGGGUUCCCAAACUUCCGCAUUCCACUGUAUAUGUAUUUUAUUCCAAUUUAUUCACAUGAAGUGAAACUUCAUACUUGUAUGAGUGAAACUAUAACAUUGCAAUUUUGUAAUAAUGUAAUAAUGUUUUAUAAACAUUAUGUUAAAGAUGUGUUAUAUGAAGAUGUGUUUUAAUUAUAAAAUGUUCAUAUGUUAAUGCUCACAAAACAAAUCAUCUUCAAGUCCAGGUCACAUUUUGCCCUAAAACAAUGAGAAAAAGUAAACAUGUAUAUGCACCUUUUUGAUUUUAGAGUGAAACUUGACCUGGACAUGAUCCUGACAGGUUACUCUAAAUAGUCUGCAGUGUGUAAAUUUAUACCUAAAUACAUGAUUUACUCUGGAAACAGUUUGACUGACAUAUAUUUAAUCACAUGCUAAAGGAUUGCAUUACUUUUCAAACCAUAACAAUUGACAUAAAUUUCAAACUUCACCAACACUGAUCCUGGCUCGAAUUCAGAAACAAUGAGGAUUUGUGGAAGCGGUUGUUGCUAGAGACACUUGUUAUCAGAGCAACAACAUUCCUGCACUGUCAACGCCAGUCGGCGGCUCCAGAGACGGAGCAGACAUUGUGUUCCUGUAAUAAACACAGAUCCUAGCCUCACGCGGAUGUUUGGAUCCAAUGAGACAACCAGCA
This is a messenger RNA of Carassius gibelio (silver crucian carp), 3938 nucleotides long. RefSeq names its product ankyrin repeat and SOCS box containing 15b (gene asb15b). Gene Ontology annotation, molecular function: protein binding. Lineage: Eukaryota; Metazoa; Chordata; Actinopteri; Cypriniformes; Cyprinidae. The transcript is spliced from 9 exons. The record is from RefSeq and is a predicted model, not a curated record. Gene Ontology annotation, cellular component: cytoplasm. The coding region runs from base 185 to 1939 and encodes 584 amino acids. Gene Ontology annotation, biological process: intracellular signal transduction.